Dovyalis caffra is the source of this 780-nucleotide messenger RNA. Lineage: Eukaryota; Viridiplantae; Streptophyta; Magnoliopsida; Malpighiales; Salicaceae. The record is from the annotation of a GenBank genome assembly.
AUGUCUUUCACUGCAAUUCUCCGCAAAUCGGCUUCCAUUGUAGCCCCACUAGCGAGUCGACUCGUUCGAGUUGGCCAGAGAGGUUACCACUUUGCCCUCUUCUCUUCCCUGAACCACCAAGUCAGUCUCCCUCACAAAAAUCCAUCUUCUGUUGCUCCAUUUCUGUUCCGUUUUUGUUCUGCGGCUAUUGUAACUCAGAGGCCCAGUUCGACUGAGUCGCUUGUUCGAGUUCUUGAAUCGGAAAUCAAGAUUGCCCAGGAAACAGAUGAUCAUGAUCUUGUAGAAGAGCUUCCAAAGGACUUCCCUUUCAAGAUUGAUGACAACGUUGGGCAACAAACUGUGAUACUGACAAGAGAAUAUGAAGAUGAACUCGUGAAAGUUGAAGUUCACAUGCCCGAUCUUGUUACUGGGGAGGAUAAUGAUGUUCGUGAUGACAAUGAUGAUAAGGAACAGUCAAUGCAAUCUACCAUCCCUUUAGUUGUCACAGUCUCUAAAAAGAGUGGAACUUGUCUAGAGUUUGACUGUGUUGCUUAUGCAGAUGAGAUAGCAAUUGACAGUAUGUCCAUUAAAGUUCCUGAAACUUCUGAAGAUCAAAUGGCCUAUGAUGGGCCUAACUUCCAUGAUUUGGAUGAAAAUCUGAAGAAAGGUUUCCACAAGUAUCUGGAGAUCAGAGGAAUAAAGGCCAGCACCACCAAUUUCUUGCACCAGUACAUGAUCAACAAAGACAGUCGAGAAUACGAGGGAUGGUUGAACAACCUUAAGCAGUUCAUCGAAGCAUAA